AUGACCCACAAAAAGCCCAAGGAAGGAGUCAAGACUGAGAACAACGAUCAUAUUCAUUUGAAGGUGGCGGUGCAGGAUGGUUCUGUGGUGCAGUUUAAGAUGAAGAGGCACACACCACUUAGUAAACUAAUGAAAGCCUAUUGUGAACGACAGGACACACCUGCACAGUUGGAAAUGGAGGAUGGAGAUACAAUUGAUGUGUUCCAGCAGCAGACAGGAGGCGUCUACUAAAAAAGGGAACCUGCUACUUUGCUCCAGAACUUUG
Molecule: messenger RNA, 265 nt
Organism: Dipodomys spectabilis (banner-tailed kangaroo rat)
Lineage: Eukaryota; Metazoa; Chordata; Mammalia; Rodentia; Heteromyidae
Product: small ubiquitin-related modifier 2-like
Exons: 2
Coding region: 1-231 (76 amino acids)
Biological process (GO): protein sumoylation
Cellular component (GO): nucleus
Molecular function (GO): protein tag activity; ubiquitin-like protein ligase binding
Source: RefSeq, a predicted model, not a curated record